Messenger RNA from Colletotrichum chrysophilum, 552 nucleotides. RefSeq names its product NEDD8-conjugating protein ubc12 (gene UBC12). Bases 1 to 552 code for a protein of 183 amino acids. The record is from RefSeq and is a predicted model, not a curated record. NCBI's taxonomy places the organism in Eukaryota, Fungi, Ascomycota, Sordariomycetes, Glomerellales, Glomerellaceae. The transcript has 4 exons.
AUGUUGAAGAUUUGGUCGAUGAAAAAAGAGCAGCAGAAGGCUGAAAAUGCCGACGCUGCUGGCGGAAAGAAGAAGAAGGUGACGGCCGCCCAACUACGAGUGCAAAAGGACCUGUCGGAACUUUCCCUCGGCUCUACGAUGAAGACAGACUUUCCUGAUCCCGACGACAUCCUCCACUUCACGUUGACCAUCGAGCCCGACGAGGGCAUGUACCGCACCGGACGUUUUACUUUCAGUUUCGACAUCAACCAAAAUUUCCCCCACGAGCCGCCAAAGGUCCGCUGCAAGGAGAAGAUCUACCACCCCAACAUCGAUCUCGAGGGCAAGGUCUGCCUGAACAUUCUGCGCGAGGACUGGAAGCCGGUGCUGAACUUGAAUGCCGUUAUUGUCGGCCUACAGUUUCUUUUCCUCGAACCCAAUGCCUCCGACCCGCUGAACAAGGAAGCUGCAGAGGACCUCAGACUGAACCGCGAAGGAUUCAAGCGCAACGUUCGGACGGCGAUGGGCGGUGGCACCGUCAAGGGAGUGAGCUACGACCGUGUGUUGAAAUAG